CUUAUUACUUUUCUUUUCUCUUAUUUUUCAAAAAUAAAGUUUACUUUUCUUGUCGUCUAAUGAAGUUGGCAUGCUUGGUCUUCACCGGCAUGAUUGUGGCCAGUCCACUCAUAGCCAACGCGGCUCUUCAUUGUACAGCCGUUGACAGAAACUUGAAACCGUGCACUAGGUACUUAACCCAAGGUAAUCCAAUAACCUCAGAGUGCUGCAAGGGCGUUCGAAACCUUAACUCCAUGGCCCUAACGACCCUAGACCGUCGACAAGCUUGUCUUUGCAUUCAAUCUGCCGGUAAAGCUGUUGGCCCUGGUCUCAACGCUGGCCGUGCUGCUGGAAUUCCUAAGACAUGCGGAGUCAAAAUUCAUUACAAUAUCCAAAUUCGGACCAGCACCAACUGCAACACCGUGACCUGAGCGGCGGCUACUAGCUAGCGGAUAUUUCUAUGGACAUAAAUUGGAGAGUAAAUCAGAGAUUAGUAUUUUUUUUGUUUUGUUUAUGCAUUAUUUAUA
Capsella rubella is the source of this 506-nucleotide messenger RNA. RefSeq names its product non-specific lipid-transfer protein 7. The record is from RefSeq and is a predicted model, not a curated record. Gene Ontology annotation, molecular function: lipid binding. The coding region runs from base 60 to 410 and encodes 116 amino acids. Gene Ontology annotation, cellular component: membrane. NCBI's taxonomy places the organism in Eukaryota, Viridiplantae, Streptophyta, Magnoliopsida, Brassicales, Brassicaceae. Gene Ontology annotation, biological process: lipid transport. The transcript is spliced from 2 exons.